AUGUCGAAUCGAUGCUCUCCAGUGCCAACUUCGACUCUUUAUGGUCAAUUCACCACAACUCAAUUAGUCACAAAUACAAUUGUCGCCACAUCCACUCUUCCAGAUGGAGAGACAACAGCAUCAACUUCAUACGAUGUUGAAACAUCUAUAGGAACACAAGCUUCUCCCACAUCAACAUUAUAUUCAACCCGUUGUAGAGGGGACGAUGGACAAACUCAAGCACAAACUCAGGCACAAACUCAAGAUCAAGCUCAAACGCAAACGGAAGCACAAACGACAACACAAGCAGGUGGAAGAGUGAUUGUACAAACGAUCAUCAGAACUGCUUCAUCGGAAGGAAGUGUAAUUGUAGAAACACAAACUGCUACUCCAACUGCAAUUUCAUCACCUACCUUACUUGCAUCUUCACAGGAUACACAACAUAAUACAAAUGCAGGAGCUAUAGCAGGUGGAAUUGUUGGAGCAGUGGCUGUUUUGGCACUUCUGUUUGGUCUACUAUGGUUCAUACGAAAAAGAAAGAGGAAUGCAAUGGCUUCACGUAAUUUGGACGAAUUCUUUGCCGAUCCUUCGGCACAGGUAUGGGAUGAAAAACAGGCAAACGGAGGAAAUCCAAGGUCUAGGUCGGCUUCCAUCUUGGGCGUUGCAGCAGGUACUUCAAGCAGAGGAGGAACAUUACGAAGUAUUAAACGUAAAUCGCUGGCCGUUCUGGAUUUAGAUAAAGAAAAGAAUGCAUCAGAAACCAAUGAUAAUCAUUGGGCUGCAUUAACAAGAAUUGAUUCUGCUCAAUUGGACGAUGAAAAUUUGGGAGACGAAGAAGUACAGAAUUAUGGAAGACCACGAUCACGGCACAGUUUGAAUGCACUUGAUCGCCCUCAAUCGUUUCAUAGCAUGUCUAUAGGUCACGGUCUUGGCUCACAGCAACCGUUUGGUUUACCUGUACCUGGACUUUCACCCGAUCACGAUCAUUCGGACAAGGAAGCGGAUUUGUUACGCAACGGCAGCGAUAGAAGUUCAAAAUCUGCUCGUUCACCGGGAGAAUUGGGAGCGUUGAAGACCAAAUCGAUGGAUAUGCUACCCUCUUUCCUUUCAAGUGCUUCGCCACCAAUUUCACCCACCUCGCCAUACAAUUCACCACCCUUGCGUGACAUGCCUCUACAUGAAGGUGUUGCGAUUAAUGCAAAUGGAUAUGAGAAUGUAAGGCCUUCUAUUGCACGCGGAUCACAGUUUUCCAUCAGUUCAAAUAUGAUGAUGACUGAUAUGACAAAUGAUGCAAAGAAGACUAGAAGUUGGAGUGCAAGUUCGUACAAUAUGCCUGAAAGACCAAAGAGUGCUCUAGGGCUUAGCAGUCAUGCCAGUCCACCAUUGAGCAGUGUACUUGUCGGAUCACCAAUUCAGCAAAGUCCACCUCUUAAUCCAACAUUGUAUGGUCAAAAAGGCUCUGCAAAUUUACAACGUGGUCGUGCUUCCAUCAAUGGAGGACAGCCACAUUAUCCGAGCAAACGAUAUUCUGGAACGAUGCAAACACAUUCAGGCCGUUCGCCUCAAUAUGGUCCUUCUUCACCACAAGCAUACAAUGCCAUCAGUCCUUCAAGCCAUUAUCCUCCUUCUCAAUAUACCCAUUUAGACGCACAUAAAACGGCAGAAGAAAGAGCGGAAGAUCGAAUGCAUGCUUUGAACAGUGUAGCAAGUAUGAACGGAUUGGACAAGAAUCAAGAUCAACCACAAAGACGACAAAGAAGUUUAAGUGGUGCAUUGUUAUUGCGUGUUACGAAUGGUGAAGAUUCACCGCCAUUAACAAUACCGCAAGCAGGCGAAAUGACGCCUACUUCGUCCGGAGAAAGGAGCACUUUGAGUGUUAGAAAUGCAGAUCCUUCUAAAUCACAACAGAAGAAUGCAUGA
Messenger RNA from Meira miltonrushii, 1899 nucleotides. RefSeq lists its product as uncharacterized. Lineage: Eukaryota; Fungi; Basidiomycota; Exobasidiomycetes; Exobasidiales; Brachybasidiaceae. The transcript has a single exon. The record is from RefSeq and is a predicted model, not a curated record. The coding region runs from base 1 to 1899 and encodes 632 amino acids.